This is a messenger RNA of Macrobrachium nipponense, 2840 nucleotides long. RefSeq names its product dynein axonemal intermediate chain 7 homolog. Gene Ontology annotation, cellular component: axoneme. The record is from RefSeq and is a predicted model, not a curated record. Lineage: Eukaryota; Metazoa; Arthropoda; Malacostraca; Decapoda; Palaemonidae. Gene Ontology annotation, molecular function: beta-tubulin binding; microtubule binding.
AUGCCCCCUAAACAGCAACAACAAGGUGGAUCGAGGAAGCUGAGCAAAGAGGAGCGGGAGAAGCUGAAACGCCUCGAACAAGAGGGGCGGCGGCAGAGAGAAGCAGAAGAGGCCAAGAUAAGGGAAGAGGAAGAAGAGGCGGCUAGACUUCAAAAGGAGGCAGAAGAAGAGGCGAAGAGGGAAGCGAGAAGAAUACAGCAGAAGAAAUGGCGUUUCGAGCAAAUGAUGCAGACCAGAAAGGUGACAAGGGACCUGGACCAUGCCAUGGAGAUGACGCGAGACAGACUCAUGGAAGAAGAAGAGUGGGAGCGCAUGAUGCGGUGUGACGGCCUACCCGACCCGACCAGCGUUCCGGAAAUGAACAGAUACCUGAGUCUGUGGCGGGCAGACGAGGGCACAGCCACACUCAAAGGAGCUUUGCAGAAAACAGACCAAGUGAUUCAUGUCAUUUCGGAACUGGAAGGAGUCAUGGAAGAAAGAGAUGCGACAGAAAAACAACUGAGAGACUGGAGAGAGAUCUGGCUGGAACUCCAGGCCGAACAGAAGAGCAAAUUAAACGAGGCGACUUACAACCAACUCCUGGAUCUCCGCGGAUACUCGACAAUGAAAAAACCGGGGGUUUAUUCGUUCUUCACCUCUUCUCCGCUCGUGUCCCUUGCUCUUUGGAGCAAUACUACGCGGUCGCCGAAGAAUAACAUUCACAAGAUAGACGAACUCGGGUUCACGUUCACGCUCCCGGCCGACCUCUCCGAGAUGGAGUGCGUCGUCAGGGUGAUGAGGACCGAGUACGACCACUACUCCAAGUUCGCCAGGACCUUCGACACGCCCAACGUUCCAGAGCCCCUCGGGGAACUGCUCGAGGAAGACAUUCCCGAAGAGGACCCACCUCCCCCAGAGGAUCAAUCCCAGGAGGCGGCAGUCAUCUAUGAGAGUUUACAGUACAGUGAAUAUCAGAUAUGGUGCGGAAACCUUUCGUCAUUCUCUCUUCAUCCAUCCGCAGAGGAAGACAUUCCCGAAGAGGACCCACCUCCCCCAGAGGAUCAAUCCCAGGAGGCGGAAGGCGAUGGAAAGGACAAUAUGGGAGCGCCUCCAGCUGCCCCACCAAAACCCAAGUCCCCUCACCUCACAGACACAGCCCCAGGGGAGUUGAAUUUGAGAAAGCACCGCGUCCAAGGAGGUAUAUACACAAUCGACUUACUGGAGGUGCCUCCUCAACCAAGAGUUCUUGUGGACUGCACCAUCACGCAAGUUGAAGAAGUUUGCAGCGUGUCCCGUAUUCACUGGCAAGCCAAAUAUAACCCUCCAAAUUCGUCCGGGGAAGGAAGCAGCCAAAGGAGACGUGAUCCUGAGGCCGUUGAGCAAGAAAUGAGGCAGCUGGAGAAGGAACUUCAGAAAUUACUCCUCAUCACAAUAAAACUACCUGAUUCUGCCUUUUGGUUUGAGCCCCCCUUGAUGGUCCUGUGGGACGAAGUGAAUCGGUACUGGACGAAUGUCUACUUUCAGGAUGUAAAGUACAACGAAGAACAGUGUGUUAUGCAGUUCCGCACCACUCGCCUAGGCGUCAUGGGUCUAGCGAUGAACCGCUACGCAAACCUGCCUUUCCAGAGCUGGGAAUUGAAACCGAGGGGAACCGACGCCGUUUCUCUCACUCUCAGUGCAGCUGUCGUCCAGGCGGAGUUUACGAUCAUGGAAGGAAACGUUCAACUGUCGAACCUUCAAGAUGGCGCCCGCAGUGCCCUUUCACACCUAUAUAACAAACCAAUGAAGCCGAAGACUCUCAUUAAUACCCUGCAGUUUUACGGCAUCAAUCUAUUCCCCGAUCGAGACAGUUACUGCUAUAUAGACGGACUACCAUCCAAACACCGCCCUACGGAACAACACCUGUACCGCUGCAUGGCCCUGGUGGCACCCGCCAUCAACUUCGCCUGGAGUCGCUGGAACCUCUUGGCUGGACAGAAUAAACUCGUCUUCCAGAUGAAGACUAAGAAACUGAUCUCUGAUGAGAGUCAGGUGGGACAGCCUCUGGUGCUGGUGACUCCCCAGAGGACGUGUGUCCUGGAAUGCACGGAAAUAUCUCAGGCCUUCUCCAUGAAUCAGGAAGACCCCGAAAAGUACCACGCUGACCUCUACCAGAUGGUCCUCGACGACUUAGGACCGGAAGUGAAUCAAAUCGUCAAGGCAGCGUCGCCUGUCUUCACCCACACAAUCCACACGAUGCUGAAGUCGUCGUCGAUUAUCUCGUACUGCUAAGCGACUCACGAAUUCUCUCGUGCUGCUAAAGUGACUGACGAUUUAUCUCUUGCUGCUAAACAACUGACGAAUUAUCUCAUGCUGCUAAAUGACUAACGAAUUAUCUUGCGCUACUAAAAUGACUGACGAAUUAUCUCGUGGUGAUAAACGACUGACAAAUUAUCUCGUGCUGUAAAUGACUGACGAAUUAUCUCGCGCUACUAAAAUGACUGACGAAUUAUCUCGUACUGCCAAAUUAUUGACGAAUUAUCACGUGCUGCUAAGCCACUGACAAAGUAUCCUGUGCUGCUAAAUGACUGGUGAAUUAUCUCGUGCUCAGAAACGGCUGAUAAAUGAUCUCAUGCUGCUUAAUAGCUGACAUCUCAUGCUUGUAAAUGACUUUCAAAUUAUCUCGUGGUGCUAUGUGAUUGGUGAGUAAUCUCAUGAUCAUAAAUGACUGACGAAUUAUCUCGCAGUGCUAAACGACUGACGAAUCACCUCGGCCUGAUGGACGAAUGACGAAUGACUCUCGCUGUUACAGACGAACGGUCCCGAUUGCUAAUCGAGUGACGAAUAUUCUUUUUCUUGUUAACGACCUAAAACAAAUGAUG